GGUCUCACCUCAGGCGCCAGUACUAUUUUGUCUCCACACAACACACCACAAUGCUCCAGCUCCUGUUUGCUCUGGCCCUUAUGGGAGCCGUCCACGCUGACAAGAUGUUCAGCCCACCCGCUCCUCCCGCCCCAGGAUACUCGUACGGCGCCCCGGACCUCAGGGCCGACGCCUCCUCUCUCGACCAGCAGGAGCAGGACCCCAUCGCCGCCCUGGCCGCCAACAUCCCCGGCGGAGGCGUCCCUGGCGAGGACUACCCCAUCCUGGCCUCCGUCCCCGACACCGGCUUCUCCUGCGAGGAACAACAGUUCCCAGGCUACUAUGCUGACACCGCCCCGGAGGCCGGCUGCCAAGUGUUCCACAUCUGCCAGUUCGACGGCCGCCACGACGCCUUCCUGUGCCCCAACGGCACCAUCUUCAACCAGCAGUACUUCGUGUGCGACUGGUGGUUCAACGUGGACUGCGCCGCGUCCGUGCAGUUCCGGAGCCUCAACGCUGACAUCGGCAAGAUCCCUGAAGACGCCGCUGCCUCCGUCCGCGAAGACGUCGUGGCACCCAACCAGCUCUAUGGCACUCCCGAGGCGCGCCUGGACACGACAGAGCCUCCCGUCACAGUUCCAGAGCCUUCCAUCUUCUAUAGCAGUCCACAGCUAGGAUAAGUAUAUUUUUUCCUCGAUGGUCGAUGAUAGUGGUCUAAUAUAUCUUCAUACACAAUCUAAUUUAUUUUCAUAAAGAACUUGCAAUAGGAUUAAUUCUUACUGCAGUCACUGUCUAAACCAACAGUUGACUCUUUUUUUAUCGGACUGUAAUACUGACGCAUAUUCUUGCCCCUCAUUUUUUUUGUCAUCUAAAGUUCUUUGAAGUACAACGCAUUACCGUCACUAUCACAGAGAAACUUUCCUCUGCCUUAGUUGGGAUAGAAACCAAACUAAAUGCCACAUUUCAGAUUGUGACUGAUAUUCUUGAAGAAAUGUGACACAGUGGUUGACUUAUUUAUCUUUGUGUUCUUGUAUUUGUUCUUGUCUGCUUUGAACUACUUGUUUUUAUUUAUUUUUCACUAUUAUGUACUACAGUAUUUUUCAUAUUUCUAGAAUAAGUGACAUUUAAAAAAUGUCUGCCUCUCUGUCAGUCGAUUUACUUCUGUCUCUCUCUUUAUUCUUUUGUUUGUCUACUUGGCACUGUAUUUUCUUAUCUCUAUACUUAAAUAUCUAUGUCACCUUCGGUAUUAGUCCACGUAAGGCUUAAUAUGCCAGUCUGUUUCUCCUUCCCUUCUUCACUUCCUUUUUACUGCCUUUUCUCUUUCUCUCCUUUCCUUCAUCUCUUUCUCUUUCUUUUGUCCUUCGUAGAACAUGUACACUCUCCCUUCGCAUCUUAUUUACUUCACUCCUCUCUCUCACUUUCUCUUUCUUCCUCUCUCUGUUCAUACUUUCUCUCCUUCACUUCCCCUUCUGUUUUCCAUUCCUUCUCUGUUUUCCAUUUCUAUUAUACUCUAUUCGUCGAUUGUCUUUAUUGCUCUUCCUCACACAUACACUUUCUCUGUCUGUCUAUCUGUCACUUUCUUUCUCCAUGACCCCACCCAUCUCUCUCUCUACGGAGUAAAAGAUAAGAAAAAAAUAGAAUUAACAAGCGUUUGUAUAUGCAAAUGGUAUAUAGGUAUAUGAAUACGUAUUAUGCCAAAUUAUUAUCUUAUAGAAUGCAAUUUACAUAUAAUUUUACUAGUCUGUCAAGACGUCAGUUUCACAAAUUAUGUAAUUGAAAUAAUUGUGUA
This is a messenger RNA of Penaeus indicus, 1768 nucleotides long. RefSeq lists its product as uncharacterized. Gene Ontology annotation, molecular function: chitin binding. Lineage: Eukaryota; Metazoa; Arthropoda; Malacostraca; Decapoda; Penaeidae. The record is from RefSeq and is a predicted model, not a curated record. The coding region runs from base 51 to 659 and encodes 202 amino acids. Gene Ontology annotation, cellular component: extracellular region. The transcript has 2 exons.